GCUUCCCAACCACCCACACAAACACGCUCGAUAGUGUCACGACAACACCACACACCAGCUCUCCCUCGCUCACUCUCCCUCGCUGUCUGCAGGCUGCUCGACUCUUCGUCGAACUAACAAUUUGCUUGAUGAAGAAGACCCGAGGUUGACCAACCUUUGACACCAUCAGUUGCUCAGGAACACGCCUACACACCUACACACCACUCCCCACACAGCCACACCCGUCCACAACACAACCAUGCUGCUGGACGAGGGUGUGCGUGGACGAUGCAGCGGGGCUGCCUUGCACUGCCACUCCCGCCGCCAUCAUGUCGUCCGCCGCCUCUUUGCUGUGGUGUUUGUUCUUACCGUCCUUGCAGCUGGCUCGGUGCCGGUGCGGGGCCAAGGUGCGUGCACUGUGCAGGGCAAGAGCGCAUUGUGCACGUGCUACGAGGAUGGCCAAGACUUUGUCGUUGACUGCAGAAGUCAUGGACUUGCUGCCGUGCCCGCACACAUACCCAUCAAUACCACAAUCCUGAGCUUGUCAAACAACAAGAUCACGUCCUUGCCGGGGCGCGCCAUGCAGAACCUCACCAACCUCCACACCCUCUAUUUGGAUGACAACGGGCUUGAGACGGUGGAUGCCGGCGCAUUUGCUGGCUUGCACAACCUUGCCAUCCUCUCCAUUGUGGACAACGCCCUGAGCAAGCUGCCGUUCUUGGCUGAGCUGCUGCCCCUCCGCACUCUUGAUCUUGAGCACAACCGCCUCACCUUUGUUGACAUGGGCCAGUUCACCGACAUGUUCACCCUGGCCACCCUCAACCUCGGGCACAACCGCAUCACAGGCCUGGACGAUAUGGCGUUCGACCACGCCAACCUCCGUGCCCUUGACUUGUCCCACAACGACCUGUCGUUCAUUGCCCCGCUUGCAUUUUCGGAUGCACCACAUCUCAGCGAAUUGGACCUGAGCUCCAAUCGCAUUUCAGUGCUGGCCCCAAGCGUGCUUGAUGCCUUGCAUAACCUCACACAUCUUGACCUGUCUGACAACGAUUUGACCGAGCUGCCACCGACACUGUUUGAUACCCAAACGCGACUCGCCUCCCUGAGACUGGCCGACAACCGGCUGGCAUCGUUUUCCAUUGACGUCAUCGGCAACAAUCCACUCAGCAUCCUGCGACUGAACAACAACACGUUGGAGACGCUGGCGUAUAACAACGACACGCGCUGGGCCAACCUCACACAACUGUACUUGCGCGACAACCCGUGGUACUGCUGCGGCAUGGAGUGGUUCCGGGACGCUGUUUCCAUUGUGCAAGACCUCCCCUUUGUCGCAUGCGCCGCCCCGCAAAGGGUGGCUGGUCACCUCAUCGCAGACACAACAGGGCCAAUCACCAUCUGCACCCGAGUUGAUCCUGAUGCGCCAUCCACACUCAACGUGACAUCGGCAGCACCGACGAGUGCCACCGCUGCGUGGCCGCGGCCCCACGGCAACUUUGCUCCCAUCGACUACUACACGCUCGAUGUUCGCCUGCACAACACCACGGACGCGUGGCUUCCCGUCACCUGCACCAAUACCUCGUUCCCUCCUGGCGACACGCGCGCACCGCUCCCGCACAACCAGUGUCGCUAUCUUGAUCACGAGCCCGCGAGUAGGGGUGCAGCUGGCAACACCGCAGGUGCUCGCCACCAUCAACACAACAACCACCAACACAACACAUUCAAGCCGAACACCACCGCCACCAACACCACCAACACUGCCGACAACGUGUAUGUGUGGACGAUGCUGGAGACCAACAGCACGUAUGCGGUGGUGCUUUCAGCCAACACAACCGCCGGCGAAGGCCCGCUGUCUUUGCCGUACACGUGCCCGCCGGCUGAGCGGAGUGUUGACGUUGUUGACCGCUACGAGCUGUAUCGCGGCGACACUGGGGCGCGUGUGUACGCGGGUGCAGAGACGAGUGCUGUUGUGGCGGACCUUGUGCCGGGCGCAGCUGUCUCCUUCUUUGUCAUUGCCCACGCAGCGCUGCCAAGCGAACCAAGCGUGCCAGCCAACGUGACCAUGCCCAGUGGAGUCCCCGAUGCGGUGGAUGGUGUGAUGGCGCUGAACGCAACAGCGUACACGCUCAAUGUGACCUGGACGCCUGCGUCAUCGUGUGCGGCGCCAGUGCAAACUUACCUCGUCUUCCGCACCAGCGUGCUACAGCACAUUCCCAACUACCCGACCAUACAGGACAACACGACACUGCUGGUUGGAAUCGUGGCUGGGAAUGUGACGGGACUGGUAUUGAGUGGCCUUCGCCCCGCCACCACAUAUUCGCUGGUUGUGCGCGCGUUCAACAAGUACGGCGGAUCAGACACACGCCUGCCCGUCAACCUCACGACCGCAGAUGCACCGCCAUCAUUUCCCGGGACACCCUCGGUCGAGGUGUGCACCAACCACUAUCGCGAUGCUGCCAACGGCACGUGGGUGGCGCGCGAGGAGCAAGUGGUGCGGUGGACCCAGCCUGUAACGCCAAACGGAAACAUCACCCGGUACGAGCUGUGGCAUAUCAACAGGGACAACGACGGCGGCACCUUGCUCUACGCCGGCCACCCAGGACACACCUUGCAAGUCACCGUUCCCCUCAAUCCAGAGCUGGAUGAGCAAGAUUUGACAGUGAUCGCGUUCACGACUGCCGGAGCUACGCCAUCAUUGCGAUUUACACAAACAACCAGUACCUCAUCGUCCACAUUUUCCCUGCCUACACUCCCGUCAAUCACGAUGGCUCCUGAGUCCCAGCGCUCCAUUAUUCGAUUUCAGUAUGGCCAACGUGAAACUUUCCUUGUUGCUGCCAUCGCUGUGGCCGGGGUGCUGCUGUUCAGUACUGGCUUUUACUUCUUAUGGACAUACUGGAAGGGGCGCAACACUAUCCGAACACGAUAUGUGUGGUGGUAUCAAGUUGUGAGGCGGAACCGAACCAAGCCGGUACCAUGGACAUGGGCCAAGAGCAUCACACGAACGCCUUCACCACCUCCACAACCACGGACACCUUCACCCCCUCCUCCACAACCACGGACACCUUCACCCCCACCUCCACAACCACGGACACCUUCGCCUCCGCCUCCACAACCACGAACGCCUUCCCCGCCUCCACAACCACGGACACCUUCACCUCCGCCUCCACAACCACGGACACCUUCACCCCCACCUCCACAACCACGGACACCUUCGCCUCCGCCUCCACAGCCACGGACACCUUCACCUCCGCCUCCACAGCCACGGACACCUUCACCUACGCCUCCACAACCACGGACACCUUCUCCGCCUCCACAACCACGGACACCUUCGCCUCCGCCUCCACAACCACGAACGCCUUCCCCGCCUCCACAACCACGUCACCCACAACCACGGACACCUUCACCACCGCCUCCACAGCCACAGCCACGAACACCUUCACCACCGCCACAAUCACCACCAACCCCGCCUCCACAACCACGGACACCUUCACCACCUCCACAACCACAACCACGAACGCCUUCACCGCCUCCACAAUCACCACGAACCCCGCCUCCACAACCACGGACACCUUCACCUCCGCCUCCACAACCUCAGACACCUUCACCUACGCCUCCACAGCCACGGACACCUUCGCCUCCGCCUCCACAACCUCAGACACCUUCACCUACGCCUCCACAACCACGGACACCUUCACCUCCGCCUCCACAACCACGGACACCUUCACCUCCACCUCCACAACCACGGACACCUUCACCUCCACCUCCACAACCACGGACACCUUCACCUCCGCCUCCACAGCCACGGACACCUUCCCCGCCUCCACAAUCACCACGCCCUCCACCUCCACAGCCACGGACACCUUCCCCGCCUCCACCUCCACAGCCACGAACACCUUCAUCACCUCCACAACCACCACGAGCACCUAUUCGUGAUCCAUGGAUUCCACGAGUCGCAAGCGUCGCUAUUGAUCGAACGCCUCGCAAACGCCGACAUAUUCCAAAGGACUACUUGGUUCGCGUUGGUGGAGGAUGGGUCGUACGUGAAGAGCUUCGCGAUCGAUACAACCUUCUAAACAAAGACAGACACUUGUCUUGGUCUGAGAACCGCUUCAAAGCCCAGAUUGAGGAUGAGUACAGCACGGACGAGGACCAUGAGGAUGACGAUGAUGAUUACGAUGACAGUGACGACAUCCAAUCUUCAGAUGCUCAGUCAACGAGUGACGAUGGUGACGAAGCAUGAACAGGUGUUGUCGCGGUGUUUGGAGUGGGCCCCAGCCCCUCCGUGUAAGUCGUGUGUGUGUGUGUGUGCGUGUGUGUGUGUGUGUGUGUGUGUGU
Molecule: messenger RNA, 4311 nt
Organism: Salpingoeca rosetta
Lineage: Eukaryota; Choanoflagellata; Craspedida; Salpingoecidae
Exons: 22
Coding region: 239-4216 (1325 amino acids)
Cellular component (GO): plasma membrane
Molecular function (GO): protein binding
Source: RefSeq, a predicted model, not a curated record